Messenger RNA from Knipowitschia caucasica, 795 nucleotides. The record is from the annotation of a GenBank genome assembly. NCBI's taxonomy places the organism in Eukaryota, Metazoa, Chordata, Actinopteri, Gobiiformes, Gobiidae.
AUGACGGGACACGGGUGUAAAGUGUCGCUGUGUGGUUGUGUUUUCCGACAGGGAGACUUCACGUGGAGCAGCCUGUCAGGCCGGAGCGUCCGCCUCGCCCCCGUCUGCAUCCAGAGCCUGUCGGAGCUGGAACGGGCCCGCCUCCAGGAAGUAGCCUACACCCGUCUGCUCCAAGACUAUGACCUGAGCUGCCAAAUCACCAUGCCUAAAGGAAAACACAUCCAGCGGAAGUAUCGGCUCACGUCUCCUGAAGGCAUCUCCGGCGCAUCAGCCUCAUCCAGCCAGUCCAAACUCCGAUCCCUGUGUAACCUGGUCCGACUCAGUCCAAACUACAGCUGGACAAUCAGAGUUCAAAGACACAUAAGAACGACUCAGAGAAAAUGGGAACUCUUCAGCGGCAGACGCACACACGGAGCUCAUGGCGUGAUUACAGCCUGCGUGGCGUUGGAGCAGCACUUGUCCUGUUCCCGGCAACAAGGGCCCGACCUUCAGCGGCGCGUGCGAGUCUCAGGGGCCUCGCCGGGGGACUCCUCCAGGGGCCCCGCACUCAUCUCCACACGGCCUGAUGAAGAGGAGGGCGCACAUCCUCCACAUCCACCCCACAGAGGACCCCCGGCUCCCACAUCUGGCCCGACCGAGGUGCACUUGUCCUGGAUCAGUCCAUCCAUCAGGCAGGUGUCUCGGAGCGUUCGGGAGGUCCCUGAACGCACCGCGGAGGCCGAGCUAAGACCAUCCAUCAGGGACAACCAGAGCCUGCUACCACCGGGACCAGGUGAGAAGUACUGUCUGCUCUGA